AUGUCAUCCAAUGCAGGACAAAAUCCGCCUCCUUCAAAAGCGGUAAACAUAUCUAUAACCUCGUCUCCGGCAUACCACCCUUCAGCUCCUACGGACAACAGCUCUCAGAGACGUGGAAGCUCUGGGAAUUUCAAAGCUGGUCCAUCCUCCAGGAACUCACCCGCUCCAAGGAAUAACCAGGCUCGUAAGAACCAACACAAUCGGCAGAGAAAACCUCGGCUGUUGGAUGAUGACGAGUAUAACGAAUCGGCCGCUAUGAAGUCAACCACCAGUCGUAAAGGACAGACGUCCAUCACUCACUUGAUGAACUUUUCCCUUCCACCACGCCCGCAAUAUCAACCGCCUCCUCGCAAUGUCCGGCGGUAUAAUUCCUGGGGAGCGGGUACUGUGGACAAAGCACGUUACGUUCAUGCGAAUUAUAGAUUUAUUGUGAUGCCAAAUCAAAACUUCCACGCCCAGGCAGCAAACGCAGACGUUCAUCUCGACUGGGCAUCUGUUCUUCAAGUGCUUGUUUCGGCACAGACACAAGCUGCCAGUUGUCCUAUAUGUUUGUCUACUCCAGUAGCACCACGAAUGGCACGAUGCGGUCACAUCUUCUGUCUCCCAUGUCUUAUUCGAUACAUGCACUCGUCCGAUGACGACAAUCCUGUGCCUGAAAAACGGCACCGGUGGAAAAAGUGUCCCAUUUGCUGGGAUUCGAUUUACAUAUCGGAGACUCGUCCUGUUCGGUGGUUCCGUGGUCAGGAAGGCGAUCUUCCUAUCGAAGGUGGUGAUGUGGUACUGCGACUGAUGAAGCGCGGAUCAGGCAGCACCCUUGCUCUUCCUCGUGAUGGGUCAGAGACCCAUGGAGCAGACCAGGAUAUUCCAUGGUAUCACGUUGCGGAGGUCGCAGACUAUGCCCGAAUCAUGAAAGGAGGUGAAGAAUACAUGACCUCUCAGUAUGAAUCCGAAGUUGAAGACCUCCGCAAACAAGAAAUUGAGGAUGAGCUACUUUUUGGAGAUGAAAAUACCUGGACGCGAAAGGCAAUCGGUUCAAUCAAGGAUGCCACUGAGAAGCUAAACGGUAUUGGCAAUCCACCCGAGGUCCUGCCAGCAAAGGAGCGCUCUAUUGCACCUGCAUCUACAUGCGCCUCCUCGGUGACUUCCACGUCUACGCCAGCUACAUCAGAUGAAACAGAUCACAUCUCCCAUGCUAUGGACGGUGUCCACCUUGAUACAGAACCCACCUCCAAGUCCAAAGACAAAGGGCGCCGCAAGGAAAAGCAGUCAUCUUCCGGAUCAGAACAGCCAUAUUACUUCUACCAGGCUUUGCCUCAAUUUUAUCUCUCUCCUCUCGAUAUUCGCAUUCUAAAGGCUGCAUUUGGGGAAUAUGCACAGUUCCCUGCAACCAUUCUACCAAGAGUGGAGCACAUAUCAACCGGCCAUAUAGUUGAUGAUGAACUUCGCAAGAGAGUAAAAUAUCUCGGGCACCUGCCACAGGGAUGUGAAGUUAAUUUCCUCGAGUGUGAUUGGAGGGACGUGGUUGUCCCUGAGAUCUUGGCGCAAUUCCGCACUGAAACCGAUAGAAGACGAAAGCGCAAUCGAGAAAAGGAAGUACGGGAAGAAAAAGAUCGUAUCCGUGCAGAGAAGAAAGAAGAUGACGAACGAUGGGCUUCUGCUCGGCGCAAGCGACCAAGCAUCGGAGCUUCCAGUGAAGCUCCCUUUUCUGCUCGUGAUUUCCAUCCGCUGCCUAACAACAUCGAUCCUCCGCUGUUCGACGCCGGCGCUUCAUCGGCGUCCCCUCCACGCGCAUCGUCAGGAUUUGGAGCUUUGGCAUCCCCUUCUACUAGUCCCCCAGGUUCCCGUACUGUCUGGGGAACAACGGCAGUGGCCUCGCUCUCACCCAGCCUUGAAGUUCAAGGAGUAGCUCCCAGUGACGGCUGGCGACAGGGUUGGGAAGAUGAGCUGUUUGCUCAGCAAGAGUCUGAUCUAAUGGCUCAAACAGCAAUUGCGGAUUCAAAUCCCGGUCCAUCAACUGGUGGCAAGAAAAAGAAGAAAAACAAGAUUACCUUGAUGUCUACUAACAUCCAAAGAGGAGCGUAA
Molecule: messenger RNA, 2082 nt
Organism: Penicillium antarcticum
Lineage: Eukaryota; Fungi; Ascomycota; Eurotiomycetes; Eurotiales; Aspergillaceae
Product: RING-type E3 ubiquitin transferase MAG2
Exons: 2
Coding region: 1-2082 (693 amino acids)
Biological process (GO): positive regulation of transcription by RNA polymerase II
Molecular function (GO): transcription cis-regulatory region binding; metal ion binding
Source: RefSeq, a predicted model, not a curated record